Geodia barretti is the source of this 1741-nucleotide messenger RNA. Lineage: Eukaryota; Metazoa; Porifera; Demospongiae; Tetractinellida; Geodiidae. The record is from the annotation of a GenBank genome assembly.
UCGCCCCUACGCGCUCUACGCUCUCGCCCACUGAAGAUACAGGGCAGGCACCAAUGGCGGAAGCCUUGCUAGACAGUGUAGUGACUGACAGAGACAUAGCGAUAAUAGCACAGGAGUAUCUAACGAAGUGGGAGGAAAUAUCUCCGUUUCUGAAACUAAAAAACGUAACAGAUGAAAAUAUACGAAGGACGCCCGGCGGCUACCAAGAACAGAAGAAAGCGCUUCUGAGAGAGUGGAAGAGGUUGCACAGCAGCAACGCCACCUUCCGGGUUUUGAUCCGAGCAGCAGAGGAGGCCAAUAACAUGAUGUUGGCAGACGAGCUGAGAUGUAUGCUGGAGAACAAUAAUAUUGAACGCGUUUACCGUGCAGACUCUAAUGGCUCCUCUGGUAGAGACAAGACAGAUUGUGUUUUUACUGAAGGUCACACUGGGUCUGGUGGUAUCAUUCAAGCAGAUUCUGCUGCCAAUGAGGCAGGAACAGUGAGGUUGAGAGAGCAAUACAGUAGUCUAGAAGAAUCUUCUUUGUCUCAGUCUGGCGAUAGAGUUGGUGGUAUCAUUGAGUCAGAUGAAUCUGGAUAUUUUAAUAAUGUACCAGGUGAACAUGGUGUCAUAAGUGUAUUAACAAUAUUGCAUUACCCAGUGUGGUGUUUCUUUCUAGUGAUCUGUUUUUCCUUGAUCGUGGCAUGCAUUUCGUAUUAUUUCAUCGGUUUAAUAGCAGCCACUGCAAUUUUUUUCCAUCUUGCUAAUGCCUAUAGUGCUGUACAAGAAAUAUUUUAAAGAAGGUAUGCAAUGUUAUUGCAUAGCAUGAUCUAUGAUGAGUUUUCUUUGUAGAAAUUCGACAGAAAGAUUUCUACUUGAAUAAGUAUAGGGGGAUUCUAGUGCUAGUAACUUGCAGCUACAAAGGGACACUACCAGGAACAGAAGCAGACAGAGCUGAAAUGGAACUUACAUUCAAAAGACUUGGCUACAAUGUUGUCCAACUUUGUAACGAGGGAGCAACCAAGUCUGCAAUAAAAACCACACUGAUACAACUGUCGGAUUACUUGAGCCGAUAUUGUGGCCCAACGACCGACCGAGCAUUGGUGUUUGCUUUCUCUGGACAUGGAGGUCGUGGAGAUAAACUCGUCUCCCGUGAUAGAAAGUCACUCUCCUUGAUGAACGAUAUUCUACGGCGCUUUGUUAAACAUCCUGGAAUGCGUAGGAUACCAAAACUGUUCUUUAUUGAUGCAUGCCGAGGAAGCAACAAGAUUACCAAGAGUCUCGAACAAACCGUGAAAGAUUUUGAAGCUACGACUAAAGGUCUCUCGCACGAAGAAGGCAACUUUCUUAUUGCCCAUGCCACCAUUGAUGAGCACGUUGCUCACGAUAGAUACUGGAUGCACAAGCUGGCUAAGAGGAUCAGAGAAAAUUUGAAUGUACCACUCACAAAGAUCCUGGAUGACUUGGCAGGAGAUGUACCCUGGCAACAGCAACCUGAGUAUACUAGUCGCCUGAGAGGCAGUUUCGACUUCAGAAUAAACUGAGCAGUUAUGUAUGAGACUCAUUUGAUACAUGGCUUUCCAUGCGAUAGGUAUUUAAUACUUUUGCUAGGUUUUGUAUGAUAGUUUUGAUAUUGUUGUUUACAAUCUUAUGGCUACUAUAAUUUAGCUAACGCUCAGGUACACUUUCACUGUUGUUAAUAUAGCGUGAACAGCCUUCCAGUUUAAUGUUCAGUUUCAGUGUGUCUAUAAUAUAUUGCUGUC